AUGCAAGAAAACUGGAUUGCGCUGAUUAUCAGUUGUCUCGCUCUCAGAGUGUCGGUGGCAAGUAUGCUGCUCCCUGUCAAGGAAUGGCUGCACUACUGGUUUCCCCGACUGUGGCCGCCGUCGGACCAGAUUGAUGAGCGCCAUCUAGCCAAUCUCGAGUCAGGUGGUGUGAUCAGAACAGAGGCUGCUGGAAGCGCUCCUGUCACACUUGCCUCCUUGAACCAGCGCGUUGCACAGCUCGAGGCUGAAGCAAGCUUUGUCGGGAGAGUCCAAACUCUCGAUCCUCCGACACCAUCUGACUUAGAUGGUGCCAGGGCUGUUCAGCGCGCCGGCUAA
Molecule: messenger RNA, 336 nt
Organism: Penicillium lagena
Lineage: Eukaryota; Fungi; Ascomycota; Eurotiomycetes; Eurotiales; Aspergillaceae
Exons: 1
Coding region: 1-336 (111 amino acids)
Source: RefSeq, a predicted model, not a curated record